This is a messenger RNA of Indicator indicator, 1521 nucleotides long. RefSeq names its product glycerate kinase (gene GLYCTK). The coding region runs from base 1 to 1521 and encodes 506 amino acids. The transcript is spliced from 4 exons. Gene Ontology annotation, molecular function: glycerate kinase activity. NCBI's taxonomy places the organism in Eukaryota, Metazoa, Chordata, Aves, Piciformes, Indicatoridae. Gene Ontology annotation, cellular component: cytoplasm. The record is from RefSeq and is a predicted model, not a curated record. Gene Ontology annotation, biological process: protein phosphorylation.
AUGUCCGUCCGCGAGCACGCGCUGGCCCUCUUCCGCAGCGCAGUGGGCACUGUCCGGCCAGCCCCCAUGCUCAAGAGGGCUAUGAAGCUCCAGGGAGAUGGGGCACCCCAGCUGCUGGUGAAGGGACAGGCCUUCCCAGUGAAGAGGAACCUGUACCUGGUGGGUUUCGGUAAAGCUGUGCUGGGGAUGGCUGCAGCAGCAGAAGAGAUCCUGGGAGACCAUCUGAUCCAGGGGAUCAUCAAUGUGCCACUCGGCAUCCAGGAGAGCCUGCAGCAAGCAGGAAUGCAGGAGAUGCUCCUGAAGCCACACAGCAAAAUCCAGGUGAUCGAAGGUGCCAAGAACAACCUCCCAGACCCAGAGGCUCUGAAGGGAGCAGCAGCCAUCCAGCAGCUGGCUGAGGGCCUGACUGCAGAUGACCUGCUCCUGGUGCUCAUCUCAGGGGGUGGAUCUGCCCUACUGCCUGCUCCCAUCCCUCCCAUCCUUCUUGAAGAGAAGGAGAAACUCACAAAGAUGCUGGCUUCCCGAGGAGCUGCCAUACAGGAGCUGAACGCUGUCCGGAAGACUCUCUCCUUGCUGAAGGGUGGAGGGCUGGCCCGGCUUGCAUAUCCUGCACAGGUGGUAAGCCUCAUCCUUUCCGAUGUGAUUGGUGACCCCUUGGACAUCAUAGCAAGUGGGCCCACUGCUGCCAGCUCCCACAGCAUCCAAGACUGCCUUCAGAUACUCACCAAAUACAACCUGCUGCACAGCCUGCCCAAGUCAGUAGAAACAGUCCUGUCCAGGUCUCCCGCCAAGCCCACUGCUCCAGAAGACUACUCCCAUGUGUGCAAUGUCAUCAUUGGAUCCAACACACUGGCAUUAGAUGAGGCCAAACGCCAGGCUGAGGGCCUGGGCUACACAACUCUGAUUCUGAGCGCAGCAGUGCGUGGGGAGGUGAGCCACGUUGCCAUGCUGUACUGCCAGCUGAUCCGGCUGCUCCACCUCGGCUUCACCGGCCUCGGAGAAGGGCCCCUGAGCGAUGGUGUGAGGGGCAACCUCCUGCAGCUGGCGGCAGAGCUAGAGAUCCCUGGCUUGGACCUUGCUGAGUUCCUACAGGUCCUGCGAGGACUGGGGCCCAAAAGACCAGUCUGCAUCCUGGCUGGUGGAGAAACCACGGUGCAGCUUCAAGGAACUGGCAAGGGAGGGAGGAACCAGGAGCUGGCUCUGCAUGUGGCACUGGGGCUGCACAGGGCAUGGGCCAUGGAGACCAGCAGCCCCCCAGGGAGCUGUGAGAUCAUCUUUCUUAGUGGGGGAACAGAUGGGCAAGAUGGGCCAACAGAGGCAGCAGGGGCCUCCUGCAGCCCAGAGCUGGUGGGUGAGGCACUGCAGGAGGGCCUCGAUGUGGAGGCCUUUCUCAGCAGCAAUGACUCCUAUACAUUCUUCAGCCAGUUCCAAGGUGGGCAUCACCUCCUGGUGACAGGCUUGACUGGCACCAACGUCAUGGACAUCCAGGCUAUUUUAAUUAGAGCCACAGAGAGAUCAUGA